This is a messenger RNA of Puntigrus tetrazona (Sumatra barb), 373 nucleotides long. RefSeq names its product mitochondrial ribosomal protein L42 (gene mrpl42). The record is from RefSeq and is a predicted model, not a curated record. NCBI's taxonomy places the organism in Eukaryota, Metazoa, Chordata, Actinopteri, Cypriniformes, Cyprinidae. Gene Ontology annotation, cellular component: mitochondrial large ribosomal subunit.
CCGGAACUUUCUGUCGUCUUGCAACAAAUCUACUAUCAGAGGUGCAUCCUUGAACGAUAACAAUGAUGUGGAAAUCGCAGUGACAUCUGAUGGAAACACAAUAGUGUGUUAUCAUCCGACAGAAGACGUACCCUAUGAGCUCACACAGCCGAUUGUCAGGCCAGACGCUAUCAGUGAUCAUGCAGAAACCCAUGAGCAGGUGCUCAAAGCCAGACUUGGUAAAGGCGUUUUAAAUAACAAACAGGCCCCGACUAUAGAGGAGCUCAGUAAGAUGUUUUACACCACCAAACACCGCUGGUACCCCGUCGGACAGUAUCACACAGGACGAAACCCAAAUCCACCCAAAGACAGAUAGAUGCUUUUUCUCUCCUCU